Molecule: messenger RNA, 1857 nt
Organism: Adineta ricciae
Lineage: Eukaryota; Metazoa; Rotifera; Eurotatoria; Adinetida; Adinetidae
Source: the annotation of a GenBank genome assembly
AUGUCGCUUGGGCCAAAAGCGUAUUUAACACGACGAGAAACAUUUUCCGCUUCUCAUCGUUUACAUUCCACGAAUUUAUCUGAUAAUGAAAAUAUUCUACUGUACGAUAAAUGUAAUAAUCCAAAUGGGCAUGGCCACAAUUAUGUACUUGAAGUAACCGUUGUCGGCCAUAUUGAUCCGAAAACAGGCAUGGUGAUGAACAUCAGUGAUCUGAAAGUUUUAAUUCAAACUCAUGUGUUAGAUCUAGUUGAUCAUAAACAUCUUGAUUUAGAUAUGGAGUAUUUUCGAAUGAAAAAUUUAGUCAGUACAACAGAGAAUUUAGCUGUUUUCAUUUGGGAACAGUUGGCUUUACAGAUCGAACGUGCUUCUCAAAAUAAUCAUAUAGGCAUGUCUCAUAUUGUUUCAUUGCGUAGUGCAUCGUUACGAGCACUACGCUCGAGUUCAACAGCAAGUUCAGCUGUUCUUGCAGCAACAAAAUGUACAACCUAUUCGCAGCGAUCAAUUGGACAACAGCAACAAUAUUCAUAUUCGACUUUACCUUCGACCUCAACUGGAAUUCUAACACGUGAAAGACAGCGGACACUCUCUGAGCAAACGCUUGUUAUUGACUCAUCCAAUGCCGGUCUCUAUGCAUUGACUCGCCAUCUUCAUACGAGUUCUAUUCUUUUUGACUCAGUCAGUGUUUCGACACCAUCGUUUCCUGAAUCAGUUAAAGAUGGAACAAUACGUCUUUUAAAAAAGGUCGGCGACAAAGUCUCGGCCGACGAAACAAUCGCAGAAAUUGAAACCGAUAAGACAAAUCUAAGUGUCAAUGCACCACAAGGAGGCGUUAUCGAAUCGUUCUCCGUUGCUGAUGGAGACAAUGUCACAUCUGGAGCAGUUAUUGGAAAAAUUGAUACAAGUGGCAGUGGCACUAAGCCAACUUCAGCUACAGCAGACGCAAAAGCUAAGGCUGCUGCUGAAAAAACCAAAGAAGAACCAGCAAAACAAUCAUCGGACACCAGUGGACCAGCUCCGAGUAAAACACCUUCGGUGCCAGCAACACCAAAAGGGCCCCAACGAGAAACUCCUACAUCACAAAUCUCAGUAACACCAGCUAAACAACAAGCCGUCGGUGGGGGCAGCAGUGGUGGUGAUCCAAACAAAAUCUCUGGUACACGAUCAGAAACACGUGUUAAAAUGUCACGAAUGCGACUGAAAAUAGCUGAACGUCUUAAAGAAGCACAAAACACUUGUGCUAUGUUAACAACUUUUAAUGAAAUCGAUAUGAGCAAUAUUGUCGAAUUUCGUAAAAAAUAUGCUGAUCAAUUUCUUAAACGUCAUAACAUGAAAUUAGGAUUUAUGUCUGCAUUUGUUAAAGCAUCCGCCUGUGCACUUGUUGACAAUCCGAUCGUCAAUGCCGUCAUUGAUGGAAAUGAAAUUGUCUAUCGAGAUUAUGUCGAUAUCAGUGUAGCUGUUGCAGCACCUAAAGGUUUGGUCGUACCUGUUCUUCGUAAUGUUGAGCGAAUGAAUUUUGCUGAUAUAGAAAGAACAAUUAGUGAAUAUGGUGAAAAGGCUAAGAAAGGUUCGCUCGCAAUCGAAGAUAUGGACGGUGGUACGUUCACAAUUAGUAAUGGAGGAGUAUUUGGCUCAUUAUUCGGUACACCGAUUAUAAAUCCUCCUCAAUCAGCAAUUCUUGGUAUGCAUGGAAUUUUUGAUCGACCGGUAGCGAUUAAUGGCAAGAUCGAAAUACGACCAAUGAUGUAUGUCGCUCUUACAUAUGAUCAUCGCAUCUUAGAUGGUCGUGAUGCUGUACUAUUCCUACGAAAAAUUAAACAAUACGUCGAAGAUUCACGUUCAAUCUUUCUCGACUUAUAA